UUGGAUUGCUGCUCUCCUUCCUUUUUUUUUUCUUCUUCUCUUAUAGCCCUUUCCUCCCCUAAUGGCUACCGAUGACCUGGAAUCCGAUAUUCUAGCCCCUCCUCAGUCUUAUAUAUCACCUCAAAUGCCUUCAAGGUUCAAAAGUUUAUUUAAGACUGGCUUGAAACCACCCGAACCAACACAUACAUUCACCGUCCCCAAUGACUUUGACCUACCACCGACUUUGGCCGACAAUAAAUCUUUCAAGAGUAACAGUUGGUUUUCUUCCACCGUCGCAGAUGCCAAUGACCCCAAAGCUAUUCGACGCGUAGCAUCCGCGCCUAAUGCCAAGAUGUUAUUAAUGCCAACACGAAAGCAAAAAGACCACCCAUUGAAAGAACAGUCUACGAAUAUGAAGCUUGGCAGCGCAACUCAACUGGACCACCCCUAUACCCAAAAAAAUGCUGCUUCAGCUUCUGUCCCAUCCUUUAAUGGCUCCACCCUCACUCAGAAACGCUUAAAGCCGGUCCGACGGACUUAUUCUACGGCCAGCAUCAAGGUGAAAAACGUACAAGUAGGCCCAUCCAGCUUUACCAAAGUAAGAAUGCUGGGUAAAGGCGACGUCGGUAAGGUCUAUCUUGUAAGACAGAAAUCAACCGACAAGUUGUUUGCUAUGAAAGUUUUGUCCAAGAAAGAGAUGAUUAAACGGAACAAGAUAAAACGUGCGCUGGCUGAGCAAGAAAUUCUAGCUACAUCUAAUCAUCCUUUCAUUGUGACGCUCUACCAUAGCUUUCAAAGUCAAGAUUACCUUUACUUCGUCAUGGAAUACUGUAUGGGAGGCGAAUUUUUUAGAGCGCUUCAACUUCGCCCAGGAAAAUGUCUAAAUGAAGAAGGUGCCAGAUUUUAUGCUGCAGAAGUAGUAGCUGCUCUAGAAUAUCUGCAUCUCAUGGGCUUCAUCUAUCGAGAUUUGAAGCCAGAAAAUAUCCUGUUGCAUCAAAGUGGCCAUAUCAUGCUGACAGAUUUUGAUCUGAGCAAAGGCUCUCACCCUCCCGGGAACCCAAGCGUGGUCAAGUCUAAUUCACCAAAUGUGCCACCAGCCAUUGAUACCCGUAAUUGCGUUACCAAUCUACGAACUAACAGUUUCGUUGGCACCGAAGAAUAUAUUGCUCCAGAAGUCAUCAAGGGCUGUGGACAUACAAGUGCUGUUGACUGGUGGACUCUUGGAAUUUUAAUUUAUGAAAUGAUGUAUGGUACUACCCCGUUCAAAGGCACCAACCGCAAUGAAACAUUUUCCAAGAUCCUAAAGCUUGAAGUCGAGUUCCCCGCUUGUCCACCACCAAAUCAUAAUCACGCCGUCUCUAAUCCUUGCCGAAGUCUGGUUAGAAAGCUGCUGCAUAAAGACGAACAUAAACGAUUAGGAUGUCGAGCAGGGGCAGCUGAUGUAAAACAACAAGCGUGGUUUAAGCCGAUCAACUGGGCGCUUCUUCGUCAUUGCGAGCCACCUAUCAUUCCUAUCAUCAAACAGCCAAAUGGCAUUGAUGCCGUCAAUUUCCGCAAGAUGGCAGAGAGUUUGAGCUUUGACCUGGACAAAGACAAUGCGAUCAAAACCGCUCCCAUACCCACGAACCCUUCUGACAGUGAUAAGAAUCCGUUUGAAAAAUUCAGUUCAGUCACGCUAUAUCACGAAGGCGACUCUGAUACCGAGAGUGAUACCGAAACCAUUGCAUUGUGACAACAUAUCCUUCUUUUGUCGCCUGCCCCACAUUAGAUUCGCACAUAUACACACAUACCCUACCACCCUUCGCACAUCAUGGAAACCCGCCGGAAAAUCCCCAAAAAAAAAAUUAUUAAACAACACACACACCUUUUUUUGCUAAACGAUAGGUCCCUUCACCAUACAGCAAGCGACUAUCACCAACUAAUGAUACCUUUUUUUCUUUUCGUCUUCUUUUUAAAUGUUUGCGUUUUGUUUUAUUCCUGUUUUCAUUUCUACUACCCUGGAGUGAUUUCACCUAUAUUAUCGCUCUGCAAGUUCUUUUCGGUUGGGUUGUCACCCACCAUUGUAUUUAUUGCCGUUUCUUUGCUUUACACUUUGACCAAAAAUGAAAAC
Molecule: messenger RNA, 2089 nt
Organism: Umbelopsis ramanniana AG
Lineage: Eukaryota; Fungi; Mucoromycota; Umbelopsidomycetes; Umbelopsidales; Umbelopsidaceae
Exons: 8
Coding region: 62-1711 (549 amino acids)
Biological process (GO): protein phosphorylation
Cellular component (GO): plasma membrane; cytoplasm; nucleus
Molecular function (GO): protein serine/threonine kinase activity; ATP binding
Source: RefSeq, a predicted model, not a curated record